AUGACAAGGUUCGGCUUUCUUCUUCGCUUCAAGAGAACUGAGCUCAAGGCAUUCUUCACCUUACCUUUUUCAUCUGUCGUGUGGACUUGCCUAAUUUGGACUCUAUUUCUGAGCGCAUCAGUUUUUUAUUUGCUAAGCUACUGGGAGAAACGGCUUCUAGGUGGAGAACUGCUAUUGAAUAAAUACGGACGAAAUUUCUUUUCAGUUCUGCCCCUUCAGGCAAAUCUUUCGUCGCGUCGCAUAGCGUACGUAAUUUUCAUUUUGUGUGCAUACGUCAUACAUUGUUUUUAUACGUCGACCCUGCUCUCUCAUUUAGUGAAUGAUAAGGAUAAAGGAUUGAAUUUAGAGGACUUAGCUAAUACCGACUAUGAGUUCGUGAUUAUUAAGGACAUGAAUCUGAUAACAGAAAAACAUAUUCAAAGUGUGUCCAAAGACAAAUAUCUCAGAAUUGUGGAACAAAAAAUAUAUAAAUCAAAAGUAAUGGAUGUCUACUCCGCCCUUGAAGCAGUGAGGGACACAAAAACUGCCGUACUCACAGAUUAUAUUACACUUUACCCGCUUAUUAAGAGAUUAUUCGAUAAUCAAGCGCAAUGCGAACUAAUAGAAGUGAACCUAUAUUCUAAAGUGAAGAAAUAUAUGUUUACGUCAAGAACCUUCCCGCUAGCGGAGCAAUUUAAAGUCGUAACUCUACGCCUUAAAGAAGCCGGUCUCCUAACAAGGAUCUUACAAUGCGAUCGCUUGUCAAUAUCAUGCAAUGAUAUAGUAAAUCAAGAGCAGGCGGGAAUGUCCUGCAUUUCUACUCCUUUGAUGUUGUUAGCAGGGUCUUAUGCCGUGGCUUUGUUAAUUCUGAUUGUAGAGAAAAUUCAUUUUGAAUUUUGUCAUUUAUGGCCAUAUAUCGAAUAA
Messenger RNA from Pieris rapae (cabbage white), 903 nucleotides. RefSeq lists its product as uncharacterized. NCBI's taxonomy places the organism in Eukaryota, Metazoa, Arthropoda, Insecta, Lepidoptera, Pieridae. The record is from RefSeq and is a predicted model, not a curated record. The transcript has 6 exons. The coding region runs from base 1 to 903 and encodes 300 amino acids.